Gongylonema pulchrum is the source of this 214-nucleotide messenger RNA. The record is from the annotation of a GenBank genome assembly. NCBI's taxonomy places the organism in Eukaryota, Metazoa, Nematoda, Chromadorea, Rhabditida, Gongylonematidae.
CAUCUCAGCUGGGCGCUAUGUUGGAUAUGUUAACGGAUCGUUGUGCAUUACUGGCACUGGUUAUGUAUUGUGGACAUCUGUAUCCCAGUUACAUGUUCUUUUUUCAAAUGUCAGCAGUGAUUGAUAUCGCCUCGCAUUGGCUUCAUUUUCACGUCACAUACCUGAUGGGCAAAACGACACAUAAGGUUAUAGUAGUUUUAAUAGCUUAUUGAAC